CCUGGAAGCUUCAGAUGCAUCAGAGGAGCGGAGAGGAAAUCGCGGAGCACCUCAGUUUCAUCCCCUAGCUGCUGCGCUGAAAUGCGCGCUAAACGUGUGCCUUUCUGUACCCGUGUGUCCCCCACAGGCGCAGUUAGUUCAAACAUGUGAUAGGUAAAAGUCGUGAUUCGCUGGAUUUUUAUUCUCUCCUUAUCUUGUGGGUUUAUCCUUUGUCUGUCGUCGAUCAGUUUGUGGAAUGCACUACAUUUUCCUCUCUGGGUCGUUUCCACUUCAGGAUGGGAACUGCAUUAACCAAAAGGAAGAACCAGAGGACUGAUGCGAUUUCUUCCGUGGCCGCAAAAGUUCGAGCAGCCAGAGCAUUCGGAGAAUAUCUGUCCAACACAAAUCCAGAGAACCGCAACGGAGCAGAUCAUCUUUUGUCAGACACCUUCCCCGGUCAGGACUGUGAUUCUCCAGACAUUGGUCGUUUGCAGAACAACAAUCUGCCACCACACAGCAACAGUUUGCCCAUAACUAAAACCAGCCAGUCCCAUCAGCCCAAUCCUAGGACAAAUCAGCAGUCAGCUCCUCAGGUCCACAUCCUCAAGGCUCAAGUGCCUUUGGGUCUGUCAAAACGUAGACUCUGUGUUGAGCGAAGCCUCUCCACAGAGGAACCACCAAGUGACAGAGGCUUUGAAGGGAGAGUUGCUUUGAAGCUACCCAGUAUGUAUACAAUAACAAGGGAAGGUAGGAUGACUCUAGGGGGCCCUGGAAGUGAGGAGACUGUAGAGUUGGAGGUGCUGAAGGUAUUGAAGGGUCCCAGUGAGCAGCCAGUGCCCCAGUCCUCCAGCCCUGCCAUCUAUAACCUGUCCUGCACCAGCCAGCCAUCAGUUACAGCUGUUUGUGGUAGCCACCACCGCAGUAUCCAUCAUGGGACUAGCCAUCACCAUACCAACCAGCAAAAAGGGGGGCCUUCAUCAUCCCUACAACCUCUGCAGAGCUCGAGGAGUGCCAGCAACAUCGGUGACUGGGGGAUAAAGAAAGGGGGGUCAAGGAAAGAGAACAGCCCAAACUGUGUGGCCUGCAUCCGUGUCCCAUGUCAAAGCCAGCGAUCCUUGGACUUGGAUACCUCACCACAGGAUGGAGGAAAGUACCGCAAGAAACUAGAGAGGGUGUACAGUGAGGACAGGACAUCCAGUGAGGACAGGACAUCCACCAAUGACAGGGAGGACAGUUAUAAUAGCUGGGUCCCCAAGGAGAACAUGUUCAGCUUUCAGACAGCCACCACCACCAUGCAGGCCAUAUCAAAUUUCCGUAAACACCUCCGGGUGGUAGGCAGCCGCAGGGUGAAGGUCCAGACCUUCGUUGAUCGCCGAGCCAAGAGCUUCAGCCGCUCAUGGAGUGACCCAACUCCCGUCAAGCCAGAGUCUAUUCAUGACUCCAGAGACAGUGGGGAGCUUCAGACCUCCUCAGGCACUCUAGAUGAAGGGCUUGAUGAGGAUGCUCACUGGGAGGAGGAGAGAGAGAUGGAGAAGGCAGCUUGCGAAGGAGAGGAUUUCAUCCAACCAAAAAUCAUGCUCAUAUCCUCCAAGGUGCCGAAGGCCGAAUAUGUUCCCAACAUCAUCCGGAGAGACGAUCCCUCCAUCAUUCCUAUUCUAUAUGACCAUGAGCACGCCACCUUUGAUGACAUCCUUGAGGAGAUAGAGAAGAAGCUGAGUGCCUACAGGAAAGGCUGCAGAAUCUGGAACAUGCUCAUUUUCUGCCAAGGUGGUCCGGGUCAUCUUUACCUGCUGAAGAAUAAGGUGGCCACAUUUGCUAAGGUAGAGAAAGAGGAAGACAUGGUCCAGUUCUGGCGGCGUCUCGGAAGGCUGAUGAGUAAACUGAACCCAGAGCCGAACCUGAUCCAUAUUAUGGGCUGCUAUGUGCUGGGAAGUGCUAAUGGAGAAAAGCUUAUUCAGACUUUAAAAAGGCUGAUGAGACCCUCGUCUGUUGAAUUCAAGUCCCCACUAGAGCUGUCUGCCCAGGGCAAAGAGAUGAUUGAGAUGUACUUCGACUUCCGCCUGUACCGCCUUUGGAAAAGCCGUCAGCACUCUAAGCUACUGGACUACGAUGAUCUGUUGUGACUUCACCCAGCUCCUUUCAGGCUUUCUGGCCGGUUAAAGCGCGUCUGAACCUACUGUUGCACAGUGACCAGUUGUUUGGAUCAAGGGGCUCUGCCCUCUUGAGUGGCCCGUGGGACUCUGGCUCUGCAGCAGAGCUGGAGCAGCAGCAGUGCAGUAGGGUCUGUUUUUUUAUCCAGAACCUUCUGAAGAGGCAGUGUGGCCUUGUAGAAACAGCUGGCGGGUACAUGUUUUACCCUUACCCAUUUUCACUUUUUGCCUAUCUCUGUAAGAAAAGAGAAGGAAGGGGACAUGAAACAGGAGGGGAAGCGAGCCAUCAUCUUAGCCUAAAUGUGUCAGCAAUGCUGACGGGGAGUCCGACUUGAAUCGGGAGUGGAUGCUGAAAGAGUGAUAGCAGAGAACAAAAAGAUCUCCCUAUAAACUUUAGAGCAAAGCUUUUGUUUCUCUUGCCUUGCUUUUAGCAAAAACUAUUCAGCUCUGUAGGAUGGAGACUUCUAAGAAUGAUAUUUUAUUCUUUUUUCAGGUGAUAAAGCUUUUUAAAAUGGAGCAGAGCUUAUAUGUAAAUAAGUCAUCAAACAAAUAUUAGAAAUAGGUUUCAAGAUUUCUGUCAAUAGCAUUAUGUUAAAAAUCAGCUUUUAUUCAUACAAAACAUUUAGAUUUACAAAUUAGAAUAGUUGAAGAUUUUAUGGAGAUAAAAACCUCAGAUAAAUGUGUUAGUAUUUCGAACAGAUUGUAUGAACUCAGGUUAAAUCCAUUAGACUUACUGUACCACUAACUGUAGAUAUGCGUAGAAGGCCUUUUAAACCACACAUUCUCAGUGGAACAUCAGGUCAUUUCUUCAAAGGAUUUCUGUUUGCAUUUACAUAUGUUUGGCUGCCUGAUAACAUUUUGCCGUAGGCCGGUGAAACAGUUUUAGCUGUUCAUCCUUGAAAUGCUGGCUAACAGGUGCCUUUUUUAUUACCUGUGUCUGUUUUUAUUGCAUGUGUGUGUUCAAAGUGUGUUUCCAUUGGUAGCCUCUGAAGAGGUGUAGGUAGAUAAUUUACUUCAUACUAAAUAGGUGAUGCAUAUUUGUGUAUUUAGUUUAUUUUAAAUAUUUAUUAGCAUAUUUGGGACUUUUAUUUAUUAAAAUUUUAACUUGAAUCACACAAAGUAGCAAUUAUUAGUAAAGGCAAUACUUAGUUUCUUCUUUCUUGUGUUGUUUAACCACUUAUUAAAGCAUUUGCAGGCUUUUUUACUGGAAGAUUAUAGGAUUUAAAAAGCACUCUCUGGUUGUUUAGAGUUGUCCUUCCUUCAGUGUUGUAGAUUUUAAGAUACAGAUGUUCUUGCUCUAGUUAAAAAAGACAGGUGACCUAUGUUUACGUCGGGGAUUUAUUUAUUUAUGAUGCCCUUGUGCAAAAAUAUUACCUUCUAUGGUAUUUAGUAUUCAAACAUAAACAUGAAAACUAAAAUGUAAAAAAUAUAAAACAUUAGCUAAUAACUUUAUUUUGACAAGAAACAACCAUUAUUACUGUUGCUUUAAUAACAUCACAAAUUGAUACAUUAUUAUAUCUAAUAAAUGUUGUCUGUAAUUAUUUCUAGGUGUUUAAAUUUUGCUACAUACACACUCAUAAAGAAUGCUAGAACACCGAUGAGUGUGUUGACAGCCUCUCGAUGUUUCAUGUACUCAUGAAAUUCAUGUCAAAACAGUUGAAGGUGUAAAUAUUUUAAAGAUUAAGGGUGAAGUUUAAAUUCAGUCUUUUUGGGUUAAAUUUGAAGUUAAUGCAGCAGGCAGUUUGAAAGAAUUUCGUGAUUCUUCAAAAAAAAGUUUUUCAAUACUGCUAGCUGCUUCGCUCUUUCACCAUUCACAGUUUGGUAUCUUUACCCCAGGCCUUUGUAACUACAGAAAGGAGCCGUUUACCACAGGUCGCUUCAUACACGCCUUAUCUUUGUAAAGGCUCCAAAUUGUUGACAGUAACCUCCUGUAGUCCACUCACAGUCCACUGUGUUAAUAACAUGGGGGUUAUAUUAUUCAAAUAAAACUAAACAUCUCCUAUUAUCAGGUAGCUCAUAAUUAUCUUGGUUUGAUCAGGAUUAUAUUCAGUCACCUGCCACAUGAAAAAAAUCUAAGAAGGUAGUUUUAUUCAAACUUUAUGAGAGCUCAAAAAGAAAAACUCCCUGAAAGUUAUGGGAAAUGUCAACUGACAACCUCUCCCCCAUCCCUGCUAAACGUUGCCCAUGCACACUGCUGAUCAGCUGCCUUCUUCAUCAUUUGUUAACGUUGGACAGAAAAAUGUGUACAAUUAUAAAAUGUUAUGAUCUUUGCCUAAUUAAGUGAGAUUUCAAGUAAACAUUAUUUAUGUUUUUGACUGAAACAAACUGUAGGCCCUAGCUAGGUUAAAGCUGCAACUGUCAUUUGUUUCACAAGAUAACUGAGGAGCAUUUUUUUGCCAGUUAUCUGAUUAUUUCUCUGAGGCAGACAUAGUAAAAUGCAAUGCUCACUUUGUUAGUGAUUUUUUAGAUCUUAUUUUUCUUGUUACUUUUACCAAAACCCAUUGCAGUAGUCAAUCAAAUGUUUCCUUCUUUAAAUUUCCCUGAUCCUCAGUGAGCUCUUGUUACAAGAGCAAGAACAAACAUUCUUGAAUUUCCAUCAAGUGAUGUAGAAAAGAAACCUGCCUCAAACUAGUAAAAUUCAAAAAGAAAAGUAAUUCCCCAGAAGUGAGAGCAUGCAUCAUAAUCCUAAACAAGCACUCCACAUUUGUGCCAUUGCGAUUUACUUUUUGUCUUCUAAGUUUUCAUCACAUAAAAGCAAUCUGAAUUGUCUUGUUACUGAAUUGAACCACCCCACAACUCAGAAUACGGGUAAUAAUUUACAUUUAUUCAUUUCUUUUUUUAUUUUUGGUGGGGGGGGGGGUUAAAUUUUUCUUUAAAACUAGGAAGUCAACCACUGUUUAUACUAAAUCCCAUUAGAGAGAAUAACACCACAUAUUGUUUUUGGUCCAUAAGUUGUUUUCUGUAUUUGAAUGAAUUGGUGGGUAUGCAGUUUAGGUGAAAUGUUAAUCUUUAGAAAUUACUGCAAUAUGAAAUCCUGAAGCUACUUUUUGUUGCAUCAAUUUUUCGUGUGAUUUUGCAAAUCUCUUGUUAAAACUGAAGCACAAACAAUUUAAAUUUUUUGUUUUCUGUCUGUGCAGCUACUUGAGCUUUUCACAGACCUGGGUUAAGAUGCUGCAUUCACUAAUUAUUUUUAUUCAGUGUAACCACUGAUGAAGCAAGUCAAGACAAAUAAAGAUCAAUAUCUUCUUUACAGCCUAGCAAAAUGGGAGGGCUUCUUGAGAGUUAAAAAUGGUAAAGGAAGCACACUUUUUAUGGUGUCAUGUUACCACUAGCAUAGCAGAGCAAUACCAUUUUGCCGCUUGGGUAGAGAAGAUGAUGGAAAAUAUCGGAACGGAUUCCAACGCUCUUCCCCACCCGUCAACACUUGGGUAGAGGUCACUGACCUAUUAGACCUGUCCCCUUCAACUAUUAACCAGAUCUGCCCCUAUAGCUUUAACCACAGCCUCCUUUACAAUGACACGUUUGGAGACAACCCCAUACACCGGGUAACAUGAGGAAGAAGACAGUAACUUGCCUGCAUACAAUGAGCUGUGGACUUAGUAUUUUUACCAUUACUAUCUCUCUCGCUCCUGCCCUAAAAGUUAGGGUAGGAACUUACAUCUUGGUUGUAAAUCAAACAUGUUUUAAUUGCACAUAUGCAAAAAAUUUAAGUUAGAAUUAGAAUAAAACAUUUCUGUGUGGAUAUAAACAGGUUGAAUUAAGCAAAAUUCAUGCCUGUUACUAUUAUAAAUAACAUACUAAAUUAACAUUUCACCUAAACUGCAUACCCACCUAUGUGGUGUUAUCCUCUGUAAUGGGAUUUAGUAUAAAGAAUGGUUGACUUGUUAGUUUUAAAGAACCGCAGAAAACUUAUAAGACAAAAGUUAAAUCGCAAUGGCACAAUAAAGGCAAGCAAACAAGCACCAAUUUCAGUAUAUUCUUUUGGUAUUUUUCCGGUAAGAUAAAUGGAAUAAGGUAUAUAGUUAUAUAAUUAUAGAGUAAAAGAAAAAAAAAAAAAAAGUGUUUCAAAAAAAUGUGGUCCAAGGGAAUCGCUCUCAGUUGUGUUUUCUUUAUGAAUUUCACUAGUUUGAGGCAGGUUUCUUUCCUACAUCACUUGAUGGUAAUAUAAGAAUGUUUGUUCUUUAAAGAUGUCAAUCUUUGAUUGACACUUAGAAUCUACUGAUAAUAAAAUAAUUUUUAAAAAUAAGCAAGCGGAGCUCACAGAGGUGAAUAAAGAUCAGUAUUUGAAAUUCAGCUUUCUAGCACAGUGUGAUCAGAAAAAAUAAUAUAUGUUAUCGAUAUUAUGCUGAUAGAAAAACGGAAAGAGGUACAGAGCUGAUACGAAAUACGAAUUAAAAGAGAAAGCAUAUGUUUUUUUCAGACUCUGAACAUCUGAAAAGUGUGGUAUGUUCAUAUAUAUCACUCUAUACUCUAAUACUCAACAGUUGCCUCUAGCUCUAGAAAAGAGUUAAUUAGUACAUAGAGUCUUUUAUUUCAAUAUAAUUACAGGAGUAAUUAGACGAAGCUGGAAGUGAUGGUGAGUCUUCCAUUUUGAAUUUUCGUUUAAACUCCAUUUUAUGAAGGCAAUUAUGUGCAUUGAUAGAGAACAUUUAUUGAACAAACAAGAUGAUGAGGGUCCCAGAACCCCAGCCCUGAGACAUGCUCACACCGAAAAUUUGCAAAUUAACUCCUAAACCUGACAGGCCAGGUGAAAGGAAUCAUAGAAAUAUCCAAGGUAACUGGGGUGAGAAAGUUGUGUAGCUUUAACGAAAAGUGUAGCUACUAUAUAUUUGUAUUUUUUGGAAGGAAUUGUUUUUUUUAAAGAAGGGGGAUGGUCUGUGAAACAUCUCUAAUCAGGGAGGGGUUCAAGAAACUGAAUAAAGAGAGAAGUAUAACUAGUAAUGCAUCGUUGACAAACUGAGAAAUUCUGACAUGGAUAAAGAUCAAAUAAAGAUCGGUAUGCUGAAGCUCGAGGUUUGCUCCAAGACACACACACACACACACACAGGAUGAUAAAAAAAAAAAAAAGCUUAAGCUUCUGUUUAUAAUUAAAUGCACUAAGCUACUCUUUAAUUAUUCAUUUGCUUUAAAUUGAACAAUUUCCUUAAUUAUUCAUUUGCUUUUCACUUAAUUAUUUUUAAUAUAUGUCUUCUGACCAGAAACAAGAAGUCAGAAGUGAUGUAAUUGGAAAGUUGUAGAAGGGUGUGUUUGUGUGUGUGUGUGUGUGGGGGGGGGGGGUCAAUCUGUCACACGAGCUGUCAAAUAGUUUGAAUAAAACUAUACCUUCUAACAUUUUCACAAGAUUAGAACCACAAUAAAUAGAAAGGUGUAUUAUAACAUUUUUGAAAAAUAAAUAGAUUUGCAAUGGUAAGCACAUAGACAUGAAAUGGAAGUUGGUAGCAAUAAAGUAACUCUGACUUCCAUCAUAGAGAAACAAACUGGUGAAGGAGUGAAGUAACUCGGUCCUUACAGAGUGGUGGAAGACAGAAAUAAAACACACCAAACAAACACCAUUUGAUUUAUUUAGUUACUCUACAUGUCUGGAAAUGUGCUUAGUGCACCAAAUAUCUGGCAUUUUCUACCAUUCUCCUCUUUGUGAAGAAACCUUUUGAAGUCUUAUAAAUAGAUAUUAGGUAGUUAAUUAGCUAUUUUAUCUUCUGCGUUAGUGAUUCUACAGUAGGCUGUUUAUUUACCCACCAUCGUCAUCAUGGAAGCAGUGUGAAUUUCUGAACACACAAACGUUUUUUGGCAUUUAGGCCAUUUUUCAAAUGGGAAGCAGCCGUUAGGGGUCUUGGAACAAUAUUUUUCAGGAAUCGAUUUCCUUGUGAAAUAAUCUUAAAAAAGCAACUACUAUUUUAUGUAGAUAAUCAGUGCAACACUUUCGACAAUAAUGAUGUCUUAGCUCCAUCUCUCGUCUAACCGCUGCUUUAUGCACAUGCUCCACUUCUUUUCUGCUUUUCCUGUAUUUUGGUGGUAUAGUCACAGCAAAGAUUUUUUCUAAAAAGUACAAAGAUAUUUAAAAGGAAAUGACCUAAAGGAAACAGUAUGAAAAUAAUAUAAAAUUAUCUCUUUCUUUAAUACCAAAAACUUUCCUUUGCCUUCCUCUGACAACGUUGUGUAAAACAUUAUGAAAAACCAUAUUUUUCCUGGAGAAUAGCUUGAUUAUGCAUCAUCAGGGCAUUUGAUCAAUACAUAUCUGCAAAACUCAGAUUGGUAGCUCUAACUGUAAAAAAAAUGUGCCAGUACUUCAUGUUUGCAAAAAUCAACAAAGAUGGCUUCUUUUAAAAGAUGCUACUGUAUAAAACUGGCUAUAUACUGGCUAAGGCUGCUGUAAUCCUUGUUACCGCAAAGGCUGCAUUAGUAGUCUAACUUUGAACAAGCUGCAGCAUAAGGCUACCUUUGUGUUCUGUUCAAGAGUGCUGAUUUGAAACUUCUACGUAAUUGGAUAAUUUAAAAACUGCUGGUGUACUGAAUAAGCAUUGAGUCAUAUAGGAUGAGUGACAUUUACAUUGCUUUGUAUUAAGCUGCCGCUGAGGUGGCUGUGUACUCCAUUAUAUAAAUCCUCCACUUCCCCUCAAGGUUUGUAGCUUCACACCAAAUAUGUCCUCACAAAGAAAAGUAAGGAAAGGAAGCAGCUUGAAAUUUUCUUUUACCUUGACUUCUUUCUCUGGUCUAGCAGAAUGUUGAGAAAUGAAGAUUAUUUGGAUUUAAAUAAAUGAACAUGUUUGUUUCAGAGGAAAGGGUUUCUGUGUUAUAAAUUAACACAAGAUGUAUGUUUCCUCAAUAAAUGCUUCUGACUUCA
Messenger RNA from Girardinichthys multiradiatus, 8970 nucleotides. RefSeq names its product NMDA receptor synaptonuclear signaling and neuronal migration factor b (gene nsmfb). The transcript has 15 exons. The record is from RefSeq and is a predicted model, not a curated record. Gene Ontology annotation, cellular component: nucleus; cytoplasm. Gene Ontology annotation, biological process: regulation of neuronal synaptic plasticity; positive regulation of neuron migration. Bases 276 to 2102 code for a protein of 608 amino acids. NCBI's taxonomy places the organism in Eukaryota, Metazoa, Chordata, Actinopteri, Cyprinodontiformes, Goodeidae.